GCGGCUGGAGCAAGAUCCAGGCUGCAGUGGGUUUGGGGCCGGUUCCAGAAAGGAGGUGUGGCCUGAACUAUCUGUGAUGACCGGGUGAAGGUAGAGGCUAAACCUGCUGCCUCUCUCUAUAUACCCUCCACAGCGGCUACUGUUUGUCUGCAAACAGUGAGAGGCUAAUCCCUGGAGGAAAAUGGUAAUAAUGCUUCCCCAACAUGCGACCAGCAGAGGUACGAUUGUCCGGAUCAUUCAUUGGCAUUCAUCAUAUGAAGAAUUGGUAAACAUGGUAGAAAACGUUAUUAUCCUUAGUUUGAUAGUGGCCAUAUCGUUGUCAUUUUGGAUUGUGUCAAUGACUAUCAGUACUUACUAUGGUACUCUACGACCUGUGUCACCUUGGCGAUGGCUGUUUUCUGUGUUAGUUCCACUAAUUAUUACUUCACAUGCAAUAAAGAAGAAAAGUCUUGAUCGUGGUGGAGCUAUUGGAGCUUUGAUUGUUGGGUUCAUCCUUACAAUUGCCAACAUAGGUUUCUUCUCUGCAUUGCUAACUUUUUUUGUUAGCUCGUCUAAACUAACAAAAUGGAAGGCAGAAGCGAAGAAGCGCUUGGAUGCAGAAUAUAAGGAAGGUGGCCAGAGGAACUGGAUACAGGUAUUCUGUAAUGGAGGUGUUCCUACAGAGAUUGCCCUACUUUAUAUGAUUGAAAAUGGGCCAGGAGAAAUUGCAAUUGAUUUUUCAAAGCAGUACACUGCCUCUUGGAUGUGUCUGUCUCUCCUGGGAGCUCUGGCUUGCAGUUCAGGUGAUACCUGGGCAUCAGAGAUAGGAAGUGUCGCCAGCAAAAGCCAACCGAGGCUGAUAACCACAUGGAAGAAGGUUCCCAUUGGUACUAAUGGAGGGGUUACCUUUGUAGGCCUUGUAUCAAGUUUACUUGGUGGAAUGGUUAUUGGAUUAGCCUAUCUAUUAACGCAAUUGAUGUUUGUGGAGAACCUGGAUAUUUCACCACCUCAGUGGCCAAUUGUCUUGUAUGGUGCUGCAGCCGGUUUCUUUGGUUCCAUUUUGGAUUCCUAUCUCGGUGCCAUAAUGCAGUAUUCAGGUUUUGAUGAAGACAGUGGGAUGGUUGUCAAUCACAUUACUCCUAAUGGAAGGCACAUAUCAGGAAAACCUAUCCUGGAUAACAAUGCAGUGAACCUCUUCUCUGCCAUCCUUAUUGCUCUUCUGCUGCCAGGAAUGACCUGGCCUUUUUGGCCAAAGAAAUGAACAAUUUAAAAAAUAAGGAGUAUCAUAAUCAUUUGUUGGCAUAAAAUAUUGCAUACGAAUAUUGCAUUAACAAAUAGAUGACUGAAUUAAAAUGAAGAUAGACUAAAAUACUUUUAACAGCUCAAUUUUGUUGAAGUGAAAGACAUAUCUUCACUAUCUUAUUUUGAAGAUUUAUUUAUUGCUCUUUUAGAGAUGUUACUUGGUUUCUUCAAUCAAAAAGCCUAGUCCUAAUCAUACAUUAAUUCUGAGCAGACAGUGCUUUUAUUGCAAUAGAUAUUGUUGCAUAUUUAUAUUAAUGAAUCUUUAGGAAAUGCUUCCUUUAAAGUAGAAAACAUACUUACAUUUUGUAACAACUCAUAUGUUUGCAUAACAUACUUUAUUUAGGUAGAAGACUACUGAUCCAUCUAGACCACUCUCCCAAAUGACCCUUUUGUUUUCUUACUAUGAUUCUGAAACUAUAUCUACAUUUGAAAUUAAAGUUUAUCAAGUCCUUUUUUA
Messenger RNA from Carcharodon carcharias (great white shark), 1738 nucleotides. RefSeq names its product transmembrane protein 19 (gene tmem19). Gene Ontology annotation, cellular component: membrane. The coding region runs from base 182 to 1240 and encodes 352 amino acids. The transcript is spliced from 7 exons. NCBI's taxonomy places the organism in Eukaryota, Metazoa, Chordata, Chondrichthyes, Lamniformes, Lamnidae. The record is from RefSeq and is a predicted model, not a curated record.